Messenger RNA from Cornus florida, 1988 nucleotides. RefSeq lists its product as uncharacterized. The record is from RefSeq and is a predicted model, not a curated record. The transcript has 4 exons. Bases 571 to 1410 code for a protein of 279 amino acids. NCBI's taxonomy places the organism in Eukaryota, Viridiplantae, Streptophyta, Magnoliopsida, Cornales, Cornaceae.
UGAUUGGCGCGCACGAUGGGAAGAGUUCUUUAUAUUGGGGGAAGAGAUAUAGAUAGAGAUGGAGAGAGAUAGAGUUGCCGAAAACCCUGGUAAGCCUUCAAUCUCUGGUGUCGCUCUCAUUUCCCAGGGGUACCCUCUCCACCCUUCUCUCUCCUCUCUCCUCUAAAAUUGACUUUUUUUUGAAUUUCUUGCCUGCUUCUAUGUGUCUGUAAAUUGAAGCGAGACGAAGAGAGGAGACUUCUGAUUGCCAGGCCAUUUCAGGUGACUGGGUAUCAGAUCGAAACUCUCUUCCAACUCCAAAAAGGCUAUUAUUAAUUGUAGGCAAUUGAACAGCAUGUGAACUUGGAAAAGCAGGCAAGUUUGAGGCACACAGCAACUGAACUUGUAGGGACUAGUGGGAACUAGGCAUAAGACUGAGGCUCUGCAGCAACUGUAUCUGAUUGAGUACGAAGUACAAAUCUUAUGUCUAGUACAAGGGUUUUCUUGACCAAAUGGGAAGUUAUUUCCCCCCUAAAUUUUAGCAAAUGAUUAAUCUGAUGAAUAGGGUAGAUUCUAGUACUUUGAUAUGGUAUGGGGCCUCCAAAUACUGAAUCAAAUCAGAAAUCUUCAACUACGGAAUUAGCUUCUAGAUAUGGUGAAAAAGAUGUUCCUGGAAGCCGAUCUCCCGAACUCGAGCAUUCUAAUCAUGAUGUGCCAGUAUCCACGGUAUCUCCAGCAGUUUCUGGUGACUCUCCUUUAUUUAGCUUAAAGAAUCACUCAACAGCAGGUUCCCCUCCUGUUCAGGUGAUGGAACGACCUGGUGACUCUAAAUACAGAAUUCCGUCCUCUGUGUUUGCUAGAACAAAGUCUACUACUCCAAUGGAAUGGAGUGUAGCUUCCAAUGAGUCAUUGUUCAGCAUUCACAUGGGAAAUAUGAGUUUUAGCAGAGAUCCUAUGUUCUUGCGAUCUGGAGAGCUUGGUAUGUCUGGAGAAACUUUCCCAUCUGGUCAGUUUUUUAGCAUCCCGCCUAACAGUCCACCAAUUGAUGAAACAACUAAUAAUGGCAAAAGAAGUGAAGCAGCAGCUGUUGGUACCAUGAAAGAGGUCAUAAGGGAAGGUUCGGAAGAUCAAAGUAGAAAAAAAUCGCCUCUUGCUCCCAGCAUUUCUCACCGUUCUGAUGAGAGCAGCGCCAGUGUCAAAUCUUUUGCAUUUCCAAUAUUGGCAGGGGACAUAGAUAAAGGUGUUUCAGUGAAGAUGGGUGGUUCAGUAAGGGUGGCCCCAGAGCCUCCACAUUCACGGCAGCAGCAGCCGCCAUCGCCAAAGCCACAACCGCAGCCCAAGCCAGAACCAGAACCAACAAAUUCUUCAACAACCCCGGAUAAGCCUAAAACAAAAUGGUUUCCUUGCUUUCCAUGUUGCUCAUGCUGUUGAGAGAGGCCUAAAACUCGAAACAAGUGCUCGAUGACAUUGUCCCCCAUCAAACUGGUGGACUAUCCAUGCAGGCUGCAUCGCAGUUUCUUUCUCUUACUGGUCAGUUAACUGCUUCUGCUCUAUAUGUGUUGAGAAUCUGAUAUUAAGUCUUGACCUAGCUGUAAGGACAGACAUACAGUAUCUCAUAGAAUGUGGGCUGGCUCAGUUAACAAAAGGAGUUAAUAGGAGCUAUAUUUGAGUAUCUUUUGAUCCUAUUUUAUGGUGAUGAGUUGUAAGGAUUGUAGCGACUGACGCAACUGUCCAUUCUCAGUCGUUAGAUAAUGUGGGCCCCACGCACGGCCGCUCGGGCCACAUCAUGUAUCACUCCUCUUGUUGCCAAGCCUUUAUUCACCAAUGAUGUUGAUACCCAAGUAUGGAUGCUGAGGAUGUGGUAUGCUGCCUUCCAUGUUUCGACAUGAUAGCAUUGUAGAAUUGAGAAUUUCAUCAUUUAUUUUCUAACUUUGAGUGUGAUGUAUGGAUUAUGUAAAUUAAAGUAGGAUGUUUGGAGUUCAAUACACCUCGAAAUUUGUGCAGCUAAA